This is a messenger RNA of Caenorhabditis sp. 36 PRJEB53466, 1247 nucleotides long. The record is from the annotation of a GenBank genome assembly. Lineage: Eukaryota; Metazoa; Nematoda; Chromadorea; Rhabditida; Rhabditidae.
AUGCUGAUACCUUGGCCAGUGAUCCGAGAAGAACCGAAGUCCAUUGUUCCACCAAAGAGUCGGGAUGUACGGGCUGAGCAGAUUCGAAUGUUUGCACUCAAUCAAAUCGUAAAACAAAAUUCACAUGUAAGAAUUUAUUUUGCACAGUUUUCCGUUUAGAAGUUGUUCAGAUUCUCCCACCACGCAGCAAAAACAUUUCUGCUCAAGAGAUGUGCAGAAAAAAGUACACGUGUCCGCCACAACUCCGAAGAUAUGAGACAAUGCUGAGAGUGUCACCGAAAUACAAAAUGGUGAAUUGUGUCGUUCAAAAGUCCAUGUCCACUAUGAUGACGGGUGCAAUGUGCUAUUUGUACGACGAACAGAAGUUCGAGCGGUCGGGUAGAAAAUUUGAAUAUGAAUUUAGCGGAAGGUGGAUAAUAGCCAGGAAUAGCCAAAUAUUGUAAAAUCAGAUUCUGCAAAGGAAACAAUGAGUUUUCGAGUGUCAAUGGAGUGCGAGACGUGUACAAUAUCUCACUUUUUAAAACUGAUUGGAGCUUUUCAAUGAUCACCCGCAACCCAAUCGAUCGUUUUGUUUCUGGAUACGUGGAUAGAUGUGUCAGGUUGGGUUGAUGGACUUUUCUAGCUUUGCAUUUGGUAUUCUUCUUGUGUUGUAGAAUACUUCAACCAAACGCAACCGAACAAUGCAACGGAUGUGGUUUGAACAUGACUUGUUUCAUCGAAAAAGAAUACAAACAUCUCAUGGAUAUCUCGUUUAGACGAAAAACUCAUCGAACUAUGGAAGACGCUCACUUUUUUCCACAAAUAUGGUUUGAAAAGUUCAUAAACAGACAGUCAUUCUUUUUUCUUUUAGGCAUUGCGAUUUGAACGAUGAAUUUGAAUUUUUUGAAUUCAUUCCAUAUUCCACGGACCCUGAAACAGAACUGAUGCCUCAUUUUGAAGAUUUAUUGAAAAGACAAAAAGUGAGACAACUAAUGUUGUUGAUUUCUUAUUCGAUUUACCUUCCAGGUUCCUAGAAGCUCUAUCGAAUUUAUCAGAAACGAGUUUGCUACUAGAAAGCCUAACCACGCUACAACUGGCACUCCAGCCCAAAGAUUCUAUUACUCCAGGUGUGGAAAUCGAAAACGUCUUGAGUUUAUUUUAUUUUAUGUUUCAGGCUCACAAACUCUCCGUAUCUUCUGGAGUUCAUUGUCAAAAUGUUCUACUUCGACUUUGUUCAGUUCCAUUACGAAUUUCCCCCUGGAUUCUGA